Messenger RNA from Bombyx mandarina (wild silkworm), 546 nucleotides. RefSeq lists its product as uncharacterized. NCBI's taxonomy places the organism in Eukaryota, Metazoa, Arthropoda, Insecta, Lepidoptera, Bombycidae. The record is from RefSeq and is a predicted model, not a curated record.
AUGAGACGAAUGAAUGUCAAAAUAGCUAAAAUAUUGAAUCAAAAAUCAAGCCAAAUCCCGAACUUUAACAACAAUGAUGACGAUCCGUCUAAAAUAACUAGAAGGUUCGAUGAACUACGAAAGAAAGCGAUAAAAGGAAUAGAUACCGGAAAAAAUUACCUAAGACUUGAAUACUUCAGUGACGAUAACAUUACGGAGAUUUCGAUUGAGAAGAAUAAGACUUUAGCUCUUAUGGAGCAUUACAUCUACGAGACGAGAUACAAGCUGCCCUACGCACAGCUGUUGAGGAAGAAGUAUAGGGACAAUAUAAAGUACAAAAUAGGGUUUUGUUUCGCUUUAUUAAGGCAGUUAAAACAGCAGCAAAUGAUGAUUUAUACGACGUUAGUGAACCAAUAUCUGAGAACUACCACACUGCAUUUUCAUAUCAAGAUGUACGAGAAAGUGGUUAGAUUGGAUAUAGAUAUAAAAGAUGUGAUUUUGUUGGUCAGGCGAUAUGAAAGAGCUAGGAAAUUGGCAUUAAAUCCUAAUUAUUAUGACGAUUCUUGA